CAACAGCCGCGGUCCAAUUCGAAUCGCUUCAGCUUCCUCUCCGACAAAGGUCGCAAGAACAGCGUCACCAACAAGAUCGACCUGCACGAAACGCACGCUGAAAAGGAUUCUAGACGCCUCCACAGCAAGGCCGAUCCCACGUUGGCCAUGAACGAAGCGGAGCCAUCUGUCGAAGCCGUGAUGGCAGCCACAUCACUCUCUCCGCUGCGCGCCAUUCAACACAAAGACGCAUACGGCAACGUAAUUGGUACGUCCGAUCCUGAUUUGUCUAAUCCGACUCGCAACCGCUGGGAGCGUCCUCUCGAUACCAUCCGAAGCUUUGAAGCGGCGAUUGAAGGCGAUUAUGCGCGUAGGUCCAUGUAUCGCUCAGACACAGACCCUUCAGCAAACUUUAGCCGUCGGAACAGCUACUAUAGACCAAACCAACCACGAUUUCCCCAAGAUAACUACUAUAGCAGUCGUGCGGCUUCUUUCCACGGUAGCCAGUAUGAAGCACCCGGUCCAGCUUCAGGGAGGAACAGUUACAAUGACAUCCAAAACUAUAGCAACAACAAUGGAGGCUAUUACACCGCAAACGCAGGCCCCAGUGGCUACAACCGAAACCAGGUGGGCCAUGGACGACCAUCGCGUGAGCGCGCACCAAAGAUGCCCUCCGAUUCUCACCUUCGACCCUACGGUCGAGAGCAAAACGUCUAUCCUUUACCUCACAAAGACCGCUCAUAUGAGACCGUGACAUCUGCAGCUGCCAGCGGCAAUUCCGAUCCUGCGGGCUAUCAGACCGAUCCUACUAGCAGCGAUAACAGCUCCAUUCAUCGGGCCUCUCCCGCCAAGCACGCAGACGAGCGCGCGAACAAGUAUGAUAUCAAUUUCAGCCAGUCCGAGUCUUACAAGACUCCGGCCCUGACGGUGAACUUGUCGCCUCCUACAAAGGGCCACAGUCUACCCACACCUCCAAACGCGAGCUACCAAAAUCCUCUCCCGACCAUACCAAGAAAGCAGGUUUCAACGCUUAAGAGGCAGGUUUCCACGACACCGUCGGGAGGAGAAAAGCGAAAGAGCUGGUUUUCCCGCCGAUUCAGCAAAAAUUCCUAA
Trichoderma atroviride IMI 206040 is the source of this 1092-nucleotide messenger RNA. NCBI's taxonomy places the organism in Eukaryota, Fungi, Ascomycota, Sordariomycetes, Hypocreales, Hypocreaceae. The record is from RefSeq and is a predicted model, not a curated record.